AUGGAGCGAGGCGAAGGCCAGCUCCGCGGCGUCGACUCCUGGUCCGCCGCGGCGUGCGUGGACCUUCUCGACGUCGGCCAGUUCGACAGCUCAUUCGACGGCGUGCCGUCGCCCCAGAGGGAGUGGGCCGACCCCCUCGACACGGGCCAGUUCGUGGUCCCCGCGCCCCGACUCGGAGCAAACGCCGCCAUGUGCGCGGGAGGUCCCCCAGGAGAUCUCGGGGAUCUGGCACGCGUCGAGGGCGCCUCUGCGCCCGAAGGCCUCGAGAACCCCGAGCAGAAGAAGCUGGCGCAGGCCGACAUUGACAGGAUCCUCGCUGGCAUGAAGAACAAAGGCCACCUGCAGCUGCAGGUCUCCGAGUCGAAGUCCGGCAGCAGCGACGUCCUCGACAGCCAGUCGGCAUGUUGGUUGAGGGAGUGCAGCCACGGGUCUAACUUGACGGCCGAGCUCAGCAGCGACCGCCAGACGACCUUUGGCAGCCUGAGCUUCGGCGGCCACACCACCAGCAGCAGCGAGCAGCGCGGGACGCCCAACCAGCAGGCCGCCGCGGGCGCCGCCCCGCAGACCUGGGACAGCCUGCAGCAGCUGCCGCCGGCCAGCGAGGGCGACGAGGAUACGCUCGUGCACCAGGAGGCCUCGAACAGCAUUGCUUCAGUCGGCGCGGCGCCCGCUGCGCCGCCGCUGCCGCUCCCGGAGGCCCGCGGCAGGGCCCCGCUUGGGCGGCAGCAGAGCAGGGCCUCCUCGCCGGGCUCCGCGGACAGCGCGGGCAGCGAGCCAGGACGGCUGGUCUGCGCCCAGGACGUCGUGCGGCAGCUGUGGAUGACCAGCGGGGGGCCAUCGAAGCACAGCGCCGUCUGGUGGCCAGAGCAAUUCGCGCUGGACUGCGAGUACGAGGACCUCCGGCACCGGGAGUCCUACCGCGGGCGCGCGGCGGUGCAGGCGUUGUUGCCGUCGCUGGUGCUGCCCCCGGGGACGAGGCGCGUUGUGACCGACAUCUCUGGAGGAGCAUCCUCGUGCGGUUUCACGUGGCACCUCGAAGAGGACGGCGCGGGCGUCAUGCAGCGCGGCGUGACGUUCCUGCGCGUGGACAGGCAGGGCAGAGUGACCUACCUGCGGGAGGGAUGGGAGUCCCUUCCACAGGUGUCGAUAUCCCCUGCCGUGGAGCGCUGCGCGUCGCCGAAUCUGGCGGUGCGCCAGGCCGCGCUGCAGGAGGUGAAGGGCUUCGCCUCCGGCGGCGCGGUGGUGCUCCCGAGGAUCCUUGCGUGCAUCGACCAAGCGAAAGACGACCCCAUGCGUCUCGAGGGUCUCGUGCCCGCCCUUGUGGAGUUGGCUGAGAAGGGUGACUCGGUGGUGGUUUCGACGUUGAUCGACAACUUGCGCCACAAUAAUUGCUGGGUUCGAGUGCACUGCCUUGCCGGCCUUGGGAAGCUGGCGACCGUCGACGACAGGGUUGUCAUGGAUGCGGUAGCCCCUUUCACGCAGGACAGCAGCUGGCAGGUCCGCGAGGCCUCGGCCCAUGCCCUGGGCCACAUUGCGGGGCCCGCCGCAGGCGCGGCGGCGCUGCGCGUGCUGGGGCACAUGCUGCAGGAUUCCAGCGUCCGGGUCUCCGCGGCGGCUCUGGUCGCGCACAAGAGCGUCCUCGCGCGCCUGGCGCCGCGGCGAAGCGCUGGCCAGGAGGCAGUGGUUGCCUGCGGGGCCGCCGUCGCGACCGUGAUGAUCGCAUUGCUUGUGGAGCGCCUGCUCAGAAAGCCUGCUUGCUAG
Prorocentrum cordatum is the source of this 1761-nucleotide messenger RNA. The record is from the annotation of a GenBank genome assembly. NCBI's taxonomy places the organism in Eukaryota, Dinophyceae, Prorocentrales, Prorocentraceae.